This is a messenger RNA of Drosophila busckii, 1237 nucleotides long. Its product is annotated as persulfide dioxygenase ETHE1, mitochondrial. Gene Ontology annotation, biological process: glutathione metabolic process; hydrogen sulfide metabolic process. Gene Ontology annotation, molecular function: sulfur dioxygenase activity. Bases 235 to 1107 code for a protein of 290 amino acids. NCBI's taxonomy places the organism in Eukaryota, Metazoa, Arthropoda, Insecta, Diptera, Drosophilidae. The record is from RefSeq and is a predicted model, not a curated record. The transcript has 4 exons.
UAAAAAAAUAAGUAAUAGCUUAUGCGCAGCUUGUGACUAAAAAUAAAUCAAUUAGCAAUUUGUUAAACGGCAUUUGUGCUUAAGCUUACUAACAGCAAGUGUGAUUAUUCAUAAAUACAAUAAACACACAUUUAGCAAGAUUACACUUGCUGAACCGGCGUCAUAUAAAUAAAAAAAAACAACAAUAAAAGCAGCAGCAAAAGCUUUAAGCUCGCAGCUUAGUUCGCUACUAAAAUGAGAACCGCUUGCGUUAGUCUCUUUACGGCAUUCGCUCGUUUGCCUACUACGCUAAACGAAGCUCGCUGGAUCGGCAGCUACAGUAAGAAAAUAAAUCUUUGCGAUACUUACAAACGACGUUUGGUUCAUACAAUGAGCUUGCCACAACGCAUUCCCUUCACCUCGGACUUUUUCUUUCGUCAGCUGUUCGAUACGGAAAGCAGCACGUAUAGCUAUCUGCUGGCGGAUGUUAACUCAGGCGAGGCUGUGAUCAUUGAUCCCGUGCUGGAGCAGGCAAAGCGCGAUGCGCAGCUAGUUAAAGACUUGGGCUUCAAGCUCAAAUAUGCCAUCAAUACACAUAUGCAUGCGGAUCACAUAACGGGCAGUGGCUGGCUUAAGCAAUUGACUGGCUGCCAGUCGCUCAUAGCUGCGGCUAGUGGCGCCAAGGCGGAUCGUCAUUUGACAGAGGGCGAUCGCAUAGAGUUUGGACGUCAUGCCAUCGAUACUUUGGCUACGCCUGGACACACCAAUGGCUGCAUGAGUUAUGUGAUAAACGAACAGGGUUGUGUCUUUACCGGUGAUACGCUUUUGAUACGCGGCUGCGGACGCACAGAUUUCCAGGAGGGCAGCUCUAAGCACUUGUAUGAGAAUGUGCAUACAAAGAUCUUUAGUCUGCCGGAGCAGUAUCGCAUCUAUCCAGCGCAUGAUUACAAAGGACAGCUCGAGAGCAGCGUUUGGGAGGAGAAACGUUAUAAUCCUAGACUUACCAAAAACUUGGAGGAAUUUGUCAAGAUUAUGGAUAAUCUUAAUCUACCAUAUCCCAAGAAAAUCGACGCUUCACUGCCCGCAAAUCGCGAAUGUGGCGUCUAUGAUAUACCCAAGGAACAGUAAAUGAAACUGUGCUCAAAGCUUGUUGAUGAAUGGACUAAUGGACUGCAAUAUUCUUAUAUUAUAUAUCGAACAAGCUUGUAACCUCAGCUAUUAUAAAUAAAAUAUGUUUUUCUACAAUAUCAAUAUACAC